UGGAUAACCAUGAAGUUUACUAGUCCUAAGUGUAUCUUUUUGUGGUGAUAAAUUAUCUGGUUUUUCCUCUCAAAUCAGGCUAACAUCAAUAUAUCACCAUGCCUGGUAGAAAGGAUCAGAGCGGCGAUGACCGCUUUGCCAAAAUUAAAAAAGACCCUCGUUUCUGGGAGAUGCCCGAAAAGGAACGCAAGAUCAAAAUCGAUAAGCGUUUCCAGUCCAUGUUCCACGAUGAGCGUUUUAAACUGAAAUACACGGUCGACAAGCGCGGCCGACCGGUAAACCACUCCUCGGCCGAAGAUCUGAAGCGCUUCUACAACCUGUCUGACUCUGAACAGUCCGACGUACCCGAAGAAAAGGAAGAGAAGAAAAAGGAAAAGAAGAAGAAGACAAAAUCAAAGCCAGAUGCUGAACAUGAGCCAGACGUUGACGAUGCAGAAGAGGACGAAGAUUUGACAGAGAAGGUCGCAAAAAAAGGCAAAAAGGCCUUGAGGUCAGCUGAUGUUGGCAAAGCUGAUAAAACCAAAGGAAAAGAGCCAACCAGAGGGGUGAAGGUGUUUGAAGAAGGUGAGGAAGAGGAGGAAGACGACUCUGAAGGUGAUGAAGAUGAAGAUGGUGAUAUGGACAUGGACGAAAGCGUGUCUGAGGGAAGUGAGGAGGAGGAGGAGGAAGACGACGGCGCCAAGGAAGAUGAGGGUGAUGAAGAUGAGAGUGACGUUCAGUCUGAGGAGGAGGAAGAGGACAAUGACAGCGGCCCCGACCUGGCCAGAGGGAAGGGAAACAUCGAGACAAGCUCAGAUGAGGAUGAUGAUGAAGAAGACGAAAUUGAGAAAAUUCUUCAUCGUGAGGAAGAGGAGAUACAGCACGACUGGGGCGAGAUGUGGAAAGACGCUCCUCGGUCUGACGAUAUGUCUCGGAGGCUGGCUGUGUGUAACAUGGAUUGGGACAGGAUCAAGGCUAAAGACCUGCUGGCCCUGCUGAACUCUUUUAAACCUAAAGGUGGAGUGGUGCUCUCUGUCAAGAUCUACCCGUCCGAGUUUGGGAAGGAGCGGAUGAAGGCGGAGGAGACCCAGGGACCGCUGGAGCUCACCACUCUCCCAGAGGACCCUGAGGAGGACACGGAGGAGCAGAGGAUUUACCGAGAGAAAGUGCGUGAUUAUCAGUUUAAGCGGAUGAGGUAUUAUUACGCCGUGGUGGAGUGCGAUUCGCCGGAAACGGCGGCGAAGAUCUACGAGGAGUGUGACGGGUUCGAAUACGAAAGCAGCUGCUCCAUGCUCGACCUACGCUUUAUUCCGGAUGACGUGACGUUCGAUGACGAGCCUAAGGAAGUGGCCACUGACGUAGACUACACCACGUACAAACCCAAACUGUUCACGUCCUCAACCACCACCACGGCAAAGGUGGACCUGACGUGGGAUGAAACAGACCACGACCGAGUUACAGCGCUCAACCGCAAGUUUAAUAAGGACGAGCUUCUGGAGAUGGAUUUUAAGGCUUACCUGGCCUCCUCCAGCGAGGAAGAGGAGGAAGAGGAAGAAGAAGAGGAGGAAGAGGCUGCGGAGAAACCGGCUGAAGCGGAAAGUGAGGGACAGAAGAAGUCGAAAAAGCCCAAGAAGAACGACACAGAGCAGAUUGCCAAGUACAGAGAACUGCUGAAGGGGAUUCAGGAGAGAGACCAGAAGGAGAAAGACAAAGACAUGGAGAUGGAGAUCACCUGGGUUCCAGGCUUGAAGGAGACCACAGAGAAGCUAGUAAAGAAGAAACUGGAAGGAAAGGAUAAACUGACUCCAUGGGAGGAGUAUCUACAGAAGAAAAAAGAAAAGAAGAAAGAAAAAAGGAAACAGAAGAAGGAGUCUGCAGAGACUGACAUCAGCGAUGAUGACUUGCCCCCUGAUGUUGACCUUGAUGACCCCUUCUUUGCAGAGGAGCUGGGCCAAACAGGAACAUCCCUGAAGAGCAAGAAAACAAAGAACAGCAAAAAGUCGGAAGAAGAACGGACGCCGGAGGAAGAGGAAGAGCUUGAAAAACAAAAGGCUGAGAUGGAAUUGCUGAUGGAUGACGAUGAAGACGAAAAACACAAGCAUUUUAACUUUGACAAGAUCGUGGAACAUCAAAACCUGAGCAAGAAGAAGAGGAAGAAACUGAUGAAGAGUAACACGCCGCUAGAGGAGGACGACUUCCAGGUGGAUGUGAAGGAUCCUCGUUUCCAAGCGAUGUUCACCUCUCACCUUUAUAACCUCGACCCGUCCGACCCCGCCUACAAGAAGACCAAAGGCACACAGAGCAUCGUGGAGGAGAAACAGCGCCGCAGGGAGGAGCAGCAGCAGUUAGAGGAGAAACAGCGUCGGGAGGAGGCGCUCAAGAGCGCACGGGCGGAGCCGACACAGGACGUCACCCCGGAGGCUGGGAAGACUUCACAGAAAGCCAUGGACCCCGGUCUGGCCUUACUGAUCAAGUCCGUCAAAAACAAGACGGACCAGCAUCAGGCCCGCAAGAAACAGAGGACGAAAUAGAUUGACAAAGAGAGAGAGAGAGAGAAACUGACCGAUGUGAUAUUUUUUAAAUGUUGUUAAAACGCUGGACAGAGGAGGUCAAUUUUUUUUUUUCCCCAGUUGAUUCAGGACCUUGAGUUUCUCUAAGCCAGACGACCCCUGAGUGAUGUUCACAUAGUACUGCUCUGAAAGUGUCACUUCUCAGGCAGGAACACUUUUUUUUCCUGAAAAGGAAUGAACGAUACCGUAGUGAUUGUGUGACUGUGCGUAAACAUAACCCAUCCCGAUAAGAGAGUGGUAACGUGAACUCAUGAAAAGGUUUUUGAAACUUUACAAGACGAUCAAGUGAACUGUUAAUAACCGUGUACAGGUCUGUGUGUCUUUUAUAUAAUAUCCCCCU
Messenger RNA from Chanos chanos (milkfish), 2889 nucleotides. RefSeq names its product ESF1 nucleolar pre-rRNA processing protein (gene esf1). The record is from RefSeq and is a predicted model, not a curated record. Gene Ontology annotation, biological process: rRNA processing. The transcript has 14 exons. Gene Ontology annotation, cellular component: nucleus. Gene Ontology annotation, molecular function: RNA binding. Lineage: Eukaryota; Metazoa; Chordata; Actinopteri; Gonorynchiformes; Chanidae. The coding region runs from base 99 to 2510 and encodes 803 amino acids.